This is a messenger RNA of Oppia nitens, 957 nucleotides long. Its product is annotated as neuropilin and tolloid-like protein 1. Gene Ontology annotation, molecular function: protein binding. Lineage: Eukaryota; Metazoa; Arthropoda; Arachnida; Sarcoptiformes; Oppiidae. Bases 70 to 957 code for a protein of 295 amino acids. The transcript has 5 exons. The record is from RefSeq and is a predicted model, not a curated record.
AGUUCAUAUCCAAAAUAUUACAUAAGCAAUUAUUGUGGUAUAUUGAAGGGGUCGACCAUUAACUUGGGUAUGCCUUCCACAGAGAAAACAACUUAUGCUUUAUUUAAACUGAAACGGGAAACAUAUAAACCUAAUAUGGACUGUAAUGUCACUAUAAAAGCGCCGCCAAAUUACGGUGUCAUCGCUUACGUGAAGAGAGUUAAACUAAGAAAACUGUAUUCACUUGAAGACUCUUUGGAAGUGAUCUCAGAUUAUAAUAUGACUUCUUAUCAAUGGUUGGGAACAAAUGAAGAGCUAUUACCAAAAGUGAAUGUAGUGUCGAGUGCUUCCAAAGGAGAGAUUUAUGUGAUAUUCCGAUCGGAAAACUUUGCCCUUUCUUUGUAUAGCAAAGGAUUCAAAAUUAUUUUGACUUUAUUUACACUAGUCAAUUCUAAUGGCAUUUGUGGUCACAAUUCAUCGCUUAGGUUUAAUUGUAAUAAUAAGAUAUGCAUUGAUAAUAUGUUAGAAUGUGAUGGUAUUAACAACUGUAUCAACUCAUUUGAUGAGCAAAGUUGCAGCGCUACAUCUGAAUCAAUGAUAGGUUUAAUUGUGUUUAGUCUAACGCUUUUAAUUAUGGCUAUACUAGUGAUUGUGUUUUUAUGCAAAACUGAUAAACAAAAGCGCGAAGAUAUGGCCCGAAGAUUCUCAAAGGUCUGUAUUAAUAGUGGAAGAAGACUAUCGACAAUAUUUUUGAAUGAAAGAAGACACGCGACAACCAAUUCAGUGACACUCAAUAGAUUAGAUUCUAACGAUGGAAGUAAUGUCUACAGAAGUGUUCCCAUUGUUUAUGAAUCCAACCAAAACAAAGAGAGUAAUCAGCAAAACGUUAAGUUUGUCACCAAAAUUAGGCACUCCUCGAGUGAUAAUCUUAAUAAAUCUAAUGGAUCCAAUGGAUCCACAUAUUAUAAUAAUAUUUAG